GAAUAGUCUUUAAAUUGGUUCAGUGUUUGAAAUGUUUUAUGUUCAUUAUGCAAUUCAUUUUACCACAUUGCUGUAUAAUACAUAAUCUGUGACACCAGUUGCAACAGUCAGCCGGCAGCUCUACAAAACGGGCCAUACGAAGAGUUAAUCCUUCAAGGUAUGGCUCCACCCCCUUCCAUUUGAGUGUGUAAGCGGAGCUGUUGUCUCAUUCCCCAGGCUGCCAGGGUUAUGGCUGCUCGACUGGCUUUCAGCUGUGCUGGUCAGCGGAGCCCUUGGCUUCGGCCAAAGCCCAUUUCCACUGUGCUUGACUGCAGGCGAGCGGCCGGAGGAAACGCAACAGCUUCAGUGGGGGUGCUGGGAAGCUCUGCUAACCUGAAGACGCAUGGUGACCUGCCACAGAUCAGAACCUGGGAGGUCUUGUAUAGAGCGGUUUUUAAAGGCUAUCUCAACCGGCUGCACGAGCUCCAGAUAUAUGAGAAACAGCUAUAUGGACCCAUAUAUAAAGUGAGCACUGGCAGCCGUCACUCAAUAACAUUGAACAGUGUGGAGCUGGUUGAGGAACUACUCAGAAAGGAUGACAAGUUCCCCUCUCGUGGAGACAUGAGCCUCUGGACUGAGUUUCGAGACAUUAAGGACAUUGGCUAUGGCCCCUUCACAGAAGAGGGUGAAAGGUGGUACAAACUGAGAGCUGUGCUCAACAAACGUAUGCUUCACCCAAAGGACUCUGUGCAGUACGAAACUGUUGUCAAUGAGGUUGUGACUGACUUCAUCAAGAGAAUAUACCACAUACGCAAGACCAGUCCAACAGGGGAUCUUGUUGAGAAUUUGUCCAAUGAGCUUUACCGCUUCUCUCUUGAGGGAAUCUCAUCUAUUCUCUUUGAAACUCGGAUUGGGUGUUUGGAAAAUGAAAUUCCAAAGGAGACUCAGGACUUCAUCGACUCCAUCGCUAAAAUGUUUACCUAUAGCAUGCCUGUGGUGCUUACGCCCAAAUGGACGCGUAACAUCCUGCCGUUUUGGCGGCGUUACAUUUCAGGAUGGGAGGGCAUCUUCAAAUUUGCUGGACAGCUAAUAGAUAUGAAGAUGGACGCCAUUCAGAGGCGUGUGGACACGGACCAAGAGGUGGGGGGAGAAUACCUGACAUACCUGCUUUCCAGCACCAACAUGACCAAUAAAGAGGUGUACGGAAGUGUUGCUGAGCUGCUUUUGGCUGGAGUAGACACGACCUCGAACACCAUGAUGUGGACCUUCUAUCAGCUCUCACGAGAACCUAAAGUUCAAGAGUCUUUGUAUCAUGAGAUAAACCACUGUGUUAAAGGGGAUAGAAUUCCUACGGCACAGGAUGUCACUAACAUGCCUUACCUCAAGGCUGUCAUCAAAGAAGCACUUAGGAUGUACCCAGUCGUACCAAUAAAUGCUCGGCGCAUGUCAGAAAAAGACGUAAUUAUUGGAGGCUAUUUUUUUCCAAAAAAGACGUCUUUUACAUUAUGCCAUUACUCUAUCUGCCACGACGAGAAAGUAUUUCCUGAGCCAUCAAAGUUCAAACCAGAACGCUGGUUAAGGGACGGGAGAACCCGGCCCAACCCCUUUGGCUCCAUUCCCUUUGGGUUUGGGGUGAGAGGCUGCGUGGGCCGUCGGAUUGCAGAGCUGGAGAUGUACCUCGCUCUGGCAAGGAUCAUGAAACUAUUUGAAAUCAGACCAGACCCCACUGUUGGUGAUGUGAAAGUCCUCAACCGCACUGUGCUGGUAGCAGACAGACAAGUGAACCUGCACUUUAUGGAAAGGAAUGGUAACACUGUACUGUGAUUCUUUUUGCAGAAUUUGUGAUGACAAUCAGGAGGGUAGCCACACCUAUUUGUUACAUAUCUUCACAGUUAGAGAAUAUUAUCCUGUAUAGUAUAUCUGAUAUAUUUUUAUAGCAUGGAUUUUCAAGGUCACGCUUCUAUAGCAUGGAUUUCAAAGGUCACACUUGUUAACUCUUUGAACCAUAAAAAGCUUCAGGUACAUAAACUACACUUUGACCAUAUAUUUCUCACAUUUAUUGCCAGUUGUAGGCUGUAUUUCCUACGGUUACAUGGUUUUGUCACUCCCUACGUGAUAAAGGUCCUGACAAAGUGAAUAUAUAAUUGUAUUAUAUGGCAACAACAGUACGGGCGUUCUGAUUGGCUAAUGAGUAGUAAUGCCAGCCGCGUAUUGCCCUUCUCACUGGUCAAUACGGAUCCGUAUUGCCCUCUGACAACCUUUUC
Clupea harengus (Atlantic herring) is the source of this 2243-nucleotide messenger RNA. It is a transcript of the gene cyp27a1.1, whose product is annotated as cytochrome P450, family 27, subfamily A, polypeptide 1.1. Gene Ontology annotation, biological process: cellular response to peptide hormone stimulus; glucocorticoid biosynthetic process; C21-steroid hormone biosynthetic process. The record is from RefSeq and is a predicted model, not a curated record. Lineage: Eukaryota; Metazoa; Chordata; Actinopteri; Clupeiformes; Clupeidae. Gene Ontology annotation, molecular function: heme binding; oxidoreductase activity, acting on paired donors, with incorporation or reduction of molecular oxygen; iron ion binding. Gene Ontology annotation, cellular component: mitochondrial inner membrane.